AUGUGCAGAGACCCAAUACCAUACCACACCUCCAGACUCUCUGGAGAAAUGUGGGUCCAGGCAGUCUUGACCGGUCAUCCUGAUUGUAUCUGCUGUGAGUUUGGUAUGAGCAAGGAGGUUUUUGUUGAGCUUGUUGAGGAGCUUCAAGGCAUUGGUCAUAAAAACUCAAAGUUUGUUACCCUGGGGGAACAGCUUGCAAUUUUCCUGUAUACAUGUGUAACUGGCCUGACAGGCAUGUUGGCAAAUGAUUUCAGUGAUCAAAUGAUAUGA
Pisolithus orientalis is the source of this 270-nucleotide messenger RNA. RefSeq lists its product as uncharacterized. The coding region runs from base 1 to 270 and encodes 89 amino acids. The record is from RefSeq and is a predicted model, not a curated record. The transcript has 2 exons. NCBI's taxonomy places the organism in Eukaryota, Fungi, Basidiomycota, Agaricomycetes, Boletales, Pisolithaceae.